GCACUUAUAAAACGGACAACAAACCAUGAUCUUAUCACUACCAAAACGUAAAAACAAAACAAGAAAACCCAACAAGGCUUAUUAGAGGAACCGAGACAGAAACCUCACCUGGCAAAACCCACCUCAGAUUGCUCAAAAUCUGUUGAAACUAACCUUAAUUUGUUGUCAAAACAUUUUGUUUCUUAUUAGAACUUUGAUUUGUUAGAAGAGUUUGAUCACACCAAAACUCGAUGAGAAGCUACAGUAAUAUGGCUUCUUCUCUACCUGCUUUCCGGUAUCUUCUAGCUAUGCCACCUGGGAAGCAAAUCGGUACCCGGCCGUCGUCCCUGCAAACAAGAGCUGAGGGCUGUAGAGAUGAAGGAAAAUCAGGUAUUGAUGCAAAUAUGAGCAUUCUGAGGGAGAGGAUAGAAGAAGUUAGGAUGAAAGAGAGAUUGGAAAGGUGUUUCAGAAGUGAAAAUGGAUGGAAUUAUGCAACUGGCUACCAUUCCAAGCACAACAUUAGCAAGUUUUUUGAAAUUUCUGGAAUGGCUCUUGGAACUCUUGGCCUCACCAUUGGUACUGGGACUCUUUGCCUUUGCCUUUUUUCCCUCUUGGCUCAUUUAUGCCAAUGAAGAAAAGUGGCUUAAAGCAUUAGAUCAUGCAGUCCUUUCUCCUAUCUGUAAUAUACUAUAUAGAUAACUUUCAGAAUGAAAGUUCCUUACUAAUAUAUUAGGGGUUUUCAUUGCUUCUUGUUGACUA
Messenger RNA from Rhododendron vialii, 738 nucleotides. RefSeq lists its product as uncharacterized. Lineage: Eukaryota; Viridiplantae; Streptophyta; Magnoliopsida; Ericales; Ericaceae. The record is from RefSeq and is a predicted model, not a curated record. The transcript has 2 exons. Bases 231 to 611 code for a protein of 126 amino acids.